AGCCGGGAAUGCAGGAUGGCGACGACAAAGAAGGAAGGGGUCGCUCUGAGUGAAGCCAUGUCCCUGGCAGGGGAUGAAUGGGAGCUGAGUAAAGAAAAUGUACAACCCUUACGGCACGGGAGGAUCAUGUCCACACUGCAGGGAGCCUUGGCCCAGCAGGAAUCUGCCUGCAACACUGCUCUUCAGCAGCAGAAGCGGGCAUUCGAAUAUGAAAUCGAUUUAGCUGGAAGUGACCCUCUGGCAUAGUGGGAGUCGUAUAUUAGCUGGACAGAGCAAAACUAUCCUUCAAUGGGGAAGGAGAGAAACCCAUGUCAAGUUAUUAGAAAGAAGCCGUUAGAAGCACUUACAAGAGAAAACUUUACUACAGCAUCCUCGAUUUUCAGUCUCUGGCUUAAAUUGGGGCAUUUAUGCAAUGAGCCUUUGGAUAUGUACAGCUAUCUACACAGCCAGGGGAGCGUUUCACUUGCUCAGUUCUACAUCUCAUGGGCUGAGGAGUAUAAGCUAGGAGAAAAACUCAAGAAAGCAGACGCGGUGUUUCAGGAGGGGAUCAGCGAAAGCUAGCCACUGGACAGGCUACAGUCCCAACACCGACAAUUCCAGGCUCGAGUGUCUCGACAAAGUCUCAUGGCGCUUGAGAAAGAAGAGGAGGAGGAGGAAGGUUUUGGGUCUUCUGUACCACAGCGCAGCACACUAGCUGAACUGAAGAGCAAAGGCAAAAAGACGGCCCGGGCUCCCAUCAGCCGUGUGGGAGGGGCUCUCAAGGCUCCAAGCCGGAAUAGAGGACUCCAGAAUCCAGUCCCUCAGCAGAUGCAAAGUAAUCGUCAAAUUACUGUUUUUGAUGAAAAUGCCGAUAAGGCUUCUAGAGCAGAGUUGUCUAAACCUACAGUCCAGCCGUGGAUGGCACCCCCUGUCCCCAGGGCCAAAGAGAAUGAGCUGCAAGCAGGCCCCUGGAAUUCAGAUAGGCCCUUGGACUACAGGCCUCAUGGCACAUCAGCUUUGCUAACACCUGCACCCCCGGUGCUUCCCAGUUUUACUCCAUAUGUGGAAGAGACUGCACAGCAGCCAGCCAUGACACCUUGUAAAAUUGAACCGAGUAUAAACCACGUUCUAAGCACCAGAAAGCCUGGAAAGGAAGAGGGUGAUCCCCUGCAAAGGGUUCAGAGCCAUCAACAAGAGUCUGAGGAGAAGAAAGAGAAGAUGAUGUAUUGUAAGGAGAAGAUUUAUGCAGGAGUUGGGGAGUUCUCCUUUGAAGAAAUCCGGGCUGAAGUUUUCCGGAAGAAAUUGAAAGAGCGAAGGGAAGCCGAGCUGUUGACCAGUGCAGAGAAGAGAGCAGAGAUGCAGAAACAGAUUGAAGAGAUGGAGAGGAAGCUGAAAGAAAUCCAGACUACUCAGCAAGAAAGAUCAGGUGAUCAGCAAAAAGAGAGGGUGCUUAUAGAGGAGCCAGCCCAACUGCCAAUUGCUUCAGAGUCCCAGGAAAUGCCAGGAAUGGCCCUGUCCAGUUCUGCAUGUCCACUCAACUCUUACCCCAGGGAAGCUUCACUGGCAGAAAACAUUUGGCAAGAUGAGCCUCACUGUGAAGGUGCCAGUGUACCCUUCUCCAUAUUUGAUGAGUUUCUUCUUUCAGAAAAAAAGGAUGAAAGCCCUUCUGCAGAUCCCUCACGGGUUUUAGCCCAACGAAGACCCCUUGCAAUUCUCAAAACUACAGAAAGCAUCACCUCAAAUGAGGAUGUGUCACCAGACCUAUGUGAUGACCUUCUAGGAAUCGAGCCUUUGAGUGAGGAUGCCAUUAUCUCGGGGUUCAGGAAUGUAACCAUUUGCCCUAACCCAGAAGACACCUGUGACUUUGUCAGGGCUGCCCGCCUUGCAUCCACUCCUUUUCAUGAGCUGAUGCCUUCUGGUCCUGUGAGACGGCUGCAGGACGAGGACCUGGAUGCAAAGGCCUGUGAGGACCAGCAGACAUGUGGCACCCUCUACAGUCAGACCCUCAGCACCAAGAAGCUAAGCCCAAUUAUUGAAGACAGUCGUGAAGCACACUCCUCUGGCUUCUCUGGAUCUUCUGUCUCAGCUGCCAGCACUUCCUCCAUCAAAAGUCUUCAAAUUUCAGAGAAACUGGAGCUUACCAGUGAAAGCACAGAAAACUCUUUUCCGUCACCCUGGUGUUCACAGUAUCGUGCACAACUUCUAAAAUCCCUACCAGAGUUCAGUGCUUCUGCAGAGUUUUCUGAGGAAGAUAGAGGAGUGCCUAAGUUGGAAAUAGAGAAGGAAAUUGAAUUAGGUAAUGAGGAUUAUUGUAUUAAACAAGAGUGCCUGACAUGUGAAGACUACAAGUUAUUCUGGGUGGCACCAAGAAACUCUUCAGAGUUAACCUUAAUAAAGGUAUCACCUCAACCUGUCCCAUGGGACUUUUAUAUCCACCUCAAGUUAAAGGAGCGCUUAAAUGAGGAGUCUGGUCAGUUCUGCAGCUGUUAUCAGUACCAGGAUGGCUGUAUUGUUUGGUACCAGUUUAUAAACUGCUCCCCACUCCAGGAUCUGCUCCAACAUAGUGUGUUUAUCACCCAUGAAAUAACAGUGUUGAUUAUUUACAACGUUCUGACACUAGUGGAAAAGCUACACAAAGCAGAAAUAGUUCAUGGAGAUUUGAGCCCCAAAAGUCUAAUUCUAAGAAACAGAAUCCAUGAUCCCUAUGAUUAUAAUAAGAACAGUCAAGCUUUGAAGAUAGUGGACUUUUCCUACAGCGUUGACCUUAGGAUGCAGCAAGACAUUUUUACCCUCACUGGCUUUCGGACUAUUCAGAUCCUGGAAGGACAAAAGAUCCUGGCUAACUGCUCUUCUCCCUACCUGGUCGACCUGUUUGGUAUAGCAGACUUAGCACAUUUACUGUUGUUCAAGGGGCACCUCCAGGUCUUCUGGGAUGGGUCCCUCUGGAAACUUAGCCAAAAUACUUCUGAGCUAAAAGAUGGUGAAUUGUGGAAUAGAUUCUUUGUGCGGAUUCUGAAUGCCCAUGAUGAGUGCACAGUGUCUGUGCUAAGGGACCUCGCAGCAGAGAUGAGUGGGGUUUUUGAUGCCACCUUCCAGAGCCACCUGGACAAAGCCUUAUGGAACAUAGGGAAGUUGGUUAGUCCCGGGGCGUCGCUCCUUCGGCAGGACAGGCAGGCGGGUCUCUCACAGACUCCUACCUAA
Messenger RNA from Castor canadensis (American beaver), 3180 nucleotides. Lineage: Eukaryota; Metazoa; Chordata; Mammalia; Rodentia; Castoridae. The record is from RefSeq and is a predicted model, not a curated record.